This is a messenger RNA of Closterium sp. Naga37s-1, 1014 nucleotides long. Lineage: Eukaryota; Viridiplantae; Streptophyta; Zygnematophyceae; Desmidiales; Closteriaceae. The record is from the annotation of a GenBank genome assembly.
AUGGUUCAGAAGAACGUAGUAGCGUUACCCCUCGCUAAUCGUUUUACAGAGAACGAGCGGAUGCGAAAGUUAGCAACACGUUCUGCCUCGUCGGACGAGUGGAGUUUCACGCGACCAGACGAGGCUGACAGGUCAAGAGAAUUUGCAGCAAGACUUGAGCAAGCCUGGAGCAUAAGAAAGAACCAGGGUCCUGUCGCAUGCGAGGAGUGCAUGGCUCAGGGCUGUAUCGAGUGCAAGUGGUGCCGUGGGACUGGCUAUUUUAUUGUGGGAGACAGUCUGCUAUGCUCGGUAUCCUCACGGAGCAGUACUUGCGUAAUCUGCGGCGGGAAGGGUACUCAAAUCUGCCAUCGCGAUCUGAAGCUUGAAAACACUCUUUUGGAUGGAAGUCCUGCACCCCGUCUGAAAAUUUGCGAUUUCGGUUACUCAAAGUCCUCCCUGCUUCAUUCACAACCGAAAUCCACCGUGGGCACUCCAGCCUACAUUGCACCUGAAGUUCUCUCAAAGAAGGAGUAUGAUGGAAAGACUGCUGACGUGUGGUCUUGUGGAGUCACACUAUACGUCAUGCUUGUAGGGGCUUAUCCCUUUGAGGACCCUGAUGACCCACGAAACUUCAGGAAAACCAUUGGUCGCAUCAUGAGUGUCCAGUAUCACGUUCCACCGUAUGUGCGCCUCUCUCCGGAAUGCAAGCACCUCUUGUCAAGAAUCUUCACAGCAAACCCUACAAAGCGCAUCACAAUGCCGGAAAUCAAGAGGCACCCUUGGUUCUUGCGGAACCUGCCAGCAGAUCUGAUGCAUGAAAAUGACCCGGGUUACCAGUACGAUGAUCCUAACCACCCGCCUCAAAGCAUCGAGGAGAUCAUGAGGAUAUUGCAGGAAGCUCGGGUUCCAGGCAUUGCUCAGCCUUCUGGCGAUGGUUACCUCAACGAUGACAGGGAUGACGAGAGAGAUGAUGAGGACAUGGACAAUGACAUGGAUGACUUCGAGGGCAGUGGAGAGUUUGUCAAUGCUCUUUAA